Molecule: messenger RNA, 1932 nt
Organism: Phialemonium atrogriseum
Lineage: Eukaryota; Fungi; Ascomycota; Sordariomycetes; Cephalothecales; Cephalothecaceae
Exons: 1
Coding region: 198-1547 (449 amino acids)
Source: RefSeq, a predicted model, not a curated record
GGUUGAUAGCUACAAUUCGCAAUUAUGUGCCCUCAUCGCCAUCCCAGCGGCAUCUCUCACACUUUACUUUCCACGCUGUAAUAAUAGCAGUUGCCCAGCCAUGAUAGAUCUAUUCUCUAAUUCGCCCUGCGCGCUGUGUCCUCGUCAUCCUAGGGGUUGCUGGGCCGGAGUAGCCAGCCCUCGAUAGCUCCAGCAGGAUGUCCUCAGCAUCCCUCGCCUCCCGCAUUAUUUACAGGUCCCUUUACUUCUUUCUCAACCUCAUCCUUGUCCUGCUCCUCCUCCUCAUUCCAGCAGACGUCAUUCGAAAAUCCAUCAUUCACUCGGAAUUCUACAAUAUCUUGGUCAUCACGCUUUGCUACCUCGUAACCAUCCUCAUUGUCGCUUUCAUCUACGCGACCCGACUUUACAUCAAUCGAUCUGUCCUUAGCUCCAUUCCGAAGACAUGGGUACCAGUCGAAAAGGGCGACGUCAAUAAGCAUGUACGAAAGAUCAUAGUCGCCGGCUUGAGUAGGAGCGCCGCUAUUGCCUACGCAGCCCGGCCACGCGUCCCUCUGGUCUUCUCCGAACAGAACUCGGAAUGUGGAGACGAAGGCGUCAAAUCCACCCAGCUUCAAGAUGAGGAGAAGUCCCAGCGCAUAUUCAAGCUCAAGAAAACAGCCACUGUAGAAGAUGAGAUGGGCAUCAGUCUUCCACCGCACAAACCUGUGUGGGGCGAGAUUGAACAUCCAGGAUGGGCAUCGCCGACCUCGCCGGACCUUCCCAAUCUCCAGUAUGAGUCUGUGGUAAUGGAAUUACCGAACCUUAUCGAAGCGAAAGCCCUUACGCUGGCUCCCUCGUAUCGCGAACUCCAGAACGACCAACCGACGUUGGACCUUGACGCCGCCUCGCUCUUACAGCGGCCCGAGAGCAUGGGGCUGCGCGACUACCUGACACAUCUCGCGGAGCUUCAUGUCCUGGAGACCACACAAAUUGUCCCAGAUUUUAUCACUAAAUACGAGUUUGCGCGUUUCUCAAACCAGCCCAUCUCGAAUACAUGCUUCCGCGACCUGAUGCACCUCUUCGCCGAGGUCCUUCGGAGCAUGCACCCGCUCGAUCCAGCCGUUCUCGAUACGCUGGACGAGGACUCCUCAUAUAUUGAAGCGCCAUCAGACAGCGACUUCGACAACGACGUACCGCCUGGGGCGAACCCUUCUACGCCACGAACCCGGCCUCGUCAAGGUGGUCGACGGAGCCCUGACAGCAAUAUCUCCCAGUCCACCAGCUCCACCACAGCCAUCUCACGCUCGCACCGCCCGUCUCUACCGGCACGCAACUCGUCCGCAAACACCGGGCUCCAAUACCGCACCGCACCCACGACGCCAAAGAGCAGGCAGACGGCACUGUCGCGGUCGUCGAGCGCGAACACCUUUGCGCAGACGAGACAUCCGUAUCCGAUCAGCCAGUCUUCGAGUUCGAGCCUGCGAUCAGAUGCUUCUGUCAUCCGACUGUCGGAGCGAGAAGAUUCGACGGAUCUGCCGUAUGUGCUGGCUCUCACGAAUACGCGGUGAGAGGGUCAUGUCGGGCGUGGAACGUGCGGGUGAUUUGGUCCCCUAUGAUGACCGUGAUGAGGUUACGAAUGCACGAUAGAGGAGUGAGGGCCAAGGUUGGAUGUCAACUAUAUAAGUGUCCAUAUUGUUUAACUGUAAUUCUACGAAAUAAUGUAAUCCUCCAACCUCCCCCAUUUGCAGGCUCGCCGUACUUGUUGCAGAGACCUUGAUUCACGAGGACAGGCUGCUUCGAUAGGGAUCAAGUCUGCCUUGGUUUGAACUCUCCAGAGUCCACAUUGCAGAGUAAGUCCGCCUAGCUAAGAAUAUCGGUCACAGAGAUAUGCAAAUCUCCCAGCGAGUGUACUGUCUGACAGGACGACGCCUUAGACGCCGCGAAGCUCCAGUC